Trichophyton verrucosum HKI 0517 is the source of this 1365-nucleotide messenger RNA. RefSeq lists its product as uncharacterized. Gene Ontology annotation, cellular component: mating projection tip. Bases 1 to 1365 code for a protein of 454 amino acids. Gene Ontology annotation, molecular function: phosphatidylinositol binding; protein binding. The record is from RefSeq and is a predicted model, not a curated record. Gene Ontology annotation, biological process: conjugation with cellular fusion. The transcript is spliced from 2 exons. NCBI's taxonomy places the organism in Eukaryota, Fungi, Ascomycota, Eurotiomycetes, Onygenales, Arthrodermataceae.
AUGUCGUCUCUCGGCAAGACGGGAGCCACCGCCAUGGUCUACGGCAUCGUCAUGUACGACUUCAACGCUGAGCGGCCGGACGAGCUCGAAGCAAAGGCCGGAGAGGCCAUCAUCGUCAUCGCCCAGUCAAAUCCAGAGUGGUUCGUCGCAAAGCCCAUUGGCCGUCUGGGUGGGCCGGGCCUGAUCCCGGUCUCCUUCAUUGAAAUCAGAGACAUGACGACAGGGAAGUCGGCGCCGGACCCUCUCGAGGCUGUUCGGCGGGCGGGUGUGCCCCGUGUCGAGGAGUGGAAGAAGAUGACCGCCGAGUACAAGAACUCCUCCAUCUCUCUAGGCAAGUUCGAGAAUGGGCCCCAGCAAGCGGCAGCCGAACUCGAGCGCAUGAGCCUCAACUCUCGCUCUAACCACCAACGAUCCCCAAGCAAACAUGGCUAUUCACAGCAACCACCACAGCAACCACAGCACUAUCAAGUACCUAUACCCGUACAAGCGUCAAUUCCGCGGUACUGCUUCGACAAUGACAAGUACUGGUACAUCGUAGAGGUCCAGAUGGAAGACGGCCGAUGGUGGGAGCUCUCCCGCUACUACCACGACUUCUACGACUUCCAGAUCGCCCUACUUUCCCAAUUCGAAGAAGAAGCCGGCAACAGAGGUGGCCAGCGCACUCUCCCCUUCAUGCCUGGACCCGUCACCCAGGUCACAAACGCCAUAUCCAACGGCCGUCGUCAGAGCUUAGACGAAUACGUCAAGCAGCUCCUCGCCAUGCCCCCGCACAUAUCCCGCUGCCAGCUCGUGCGCCAGCUCUUUGCGCCGCGUCCAGGUGACUUCGAGAUCGAUCCCGCCGUCAUGUCAGAUGACUACCGCCUCUCCAGCGGCUCGCAGCAGUCCUCGGGCCACAACCUGUCUCGAACCGCUUCCCGCCAGUCCUCCCAGGGCCAGAUGAGUGGUCCCAACCAGCAGGCCCACUACCAGCCUUCUCAACGACCUACCCACCAACGCAGCCAGGGCUCCGUCUCCCAGCAGUACCAUCAGCAGCCACACCAGCAGAUGCCGCCGCCAGGACAAGCACAGGCCCCGUCCAUGUCUCGCCAAGGAAGCUCGUUUAACAGCCAGAUGCCCUCCCAGGGCUCGGGUGCGAUAAAGAUCAAAGUCUUCUUCCAAGACGACAUCAUCGUUAUCCGUGUACCCGACGAUAUCAACCUACGGCAGCUAACCGAUAAGCUGCGAGACAGACUCAAGGUCGACUCCAUGAUCAUUCGGUACAAGGAUGAGCCGUCAAACUCGUUUGUCGAGCUUCUCGGAGACGCAGACCUGGAAACUGCUAUUCGUCGAAACGCCAAACUCAUGCUCUACGUCAGCACGCCGUGA